Messenger RNA from Notolabrus celidotus (New Zealand spotty), 2215 nucleotides. RefSeq names its product translocase of inner mitochondrial membrane 44 homolog (yeast) (gene timm44). Lineage: Eukaryota; Metazoa; Chordata; Actinopteri; Labriformes; Labridae. The transcript has 13 exons. The record is from RefSeq and is a predicted model, not a curated record. Gene Ontology annotation, biological process: protein import into mitochondrial matrix. Gene Ontology annotation, molecular function: protein-folding chaperone binding. The coding region runs from base 203 to 1513 and encodes 436 amino acids. Gene Ontology annotation, cellular component: mitochondrial inner membrane.
ACAUUAAUUUAAAGCUAUAACAAAAGAGUAGGGAGUGUUUUUGAACUACCACUUUAACUUCUGUCUGUAAAUGUGACUUUUGUUCUCCCGCUGUUGACAAAACGUAUGCUAGCUGAGUUAGCUCUAUGAAUAAUGAGAUAUUCACCCGGUGUUUUAACACGUAUGUGCAAGAAGAGGCAUUGUGGCGUUCCCUUCCUCUUACAUGCUGCUUCACAACAGACCAAAUGUCUACAGGAUACGUGGACUCAUCACAUGCUCCUCACAGGUGCUUCAGUCACCCCGUCCACAGGUGAGGUAUAUGUCAUCAGAUAGAGGUGGUGGAAGAAAAGGUUUCCUGGGGGAGUUUCUGGACAAUCUGAAACAGGAGCUGAACAAGAACAAGGAAAUGAAAGACAACAUUAAGAAGUUCCGGGAAGAGGCCAAAAAACUGGAGGAGUCAGAUGCAUUGAAGCAAGCUCGAAGGAAAUAUAAAACGAUAGAGUCUGAAACGGUAAAGACCUCUGAAGUUUUUAAGAAGAAACUGGAAAACAUCUCUGAGACAGUGAAAGAGGGGCUUGAGGAAGUCAGUCGUACAGACAUUGGGAAGAAAAUCAAGGAGGGAAUGGAGGAAGCAGCCAAAACUGCGAAGACUUCAGCAGAGAGUGUCACGAAGGGUGGAGAGAAGUUUGGGAAGACUGGUGCAUUCAGAGCAAUAUCACAGGGCAUGGAAAGUGUCAAGAAAGAAAUUGGCGACCUGGGUCACACUGGUCCUUAUCGGCCUCCCCCCAAACUAAGGAAGAGAACAGAGUUCUCCUCGAAAGGGGCAGGGGACGACAGCAAAGUUUUUGAAGCUAACGAGGAGGCUAUGGGUGUGGUGCUGCAUAAGGACUCAAAAUGGUACCAGCAGUGGAAAGAAUUCAAAGACAACAACAUGGUCUUCAACAGGUUCUUCGAGAUGAAGAUGAAGUACGAUGAGAGUGACAACGCCCUCAUCAGAGCAUCUCGUGCCGUCACAGACAAGAUGACUGACCUCAUAGGUGGGCUGUUCUCCAAGACAGAGAUGUCUGAAGUAUUAACAGAGAUCCUGAAGGUGGAUCCAUCCUUUGACAAAGACUCUUUCCUCAAGCAGUGUGAACUAGAUAUCAUCCCUAAUAUACUGGAGGCGAUGAUCAGAGGGGAGCUGGAGAUUCUGAAGGACUGGUGUUAUGAAGCGACUUACAGCCAGCUGGCACAUCCUAUUCAGCAAGCCAAGGCCAUGGGACUUCAGUUUCACUCUAAGAUCCUGGACAUUGACAAUAUUGAUUUGGCCAUGGGGAAGAUGAUGGACCAGGGUCCAGUGCUGAUCAUCACCUUCCAGGCUCAGUUAGUCAUGGUUAUCCGAAAUACUAAAGGAGAGGUGGUGGAGGGAGACCCUGAUAAAGUACUGAGGAUGAUGUAUGUGUGGGCUCUGUGUCGAGACCAGGAGGAGCUCAACUCUAAUGCAGCAUGGAGACUACUCGACAUCUCAGCCUCAAGCACAGAACAGAUCCUCUGAGACUCUUUGAUACACACACAAAAACACUCACAACUCAGGAGAGAAUUACUGUACCUGAAGAGGCCCUGGAGCCGGCUGGGAAGGAAGAGAGGGAGAGAGGAAGGACAGAGGAAAUGAAAGGCUGACUGGUGGAAUAUGAGCUCACUUUUAAACAGAAAGAUUAAGAAGUAGUGAUAAAAGUUCUGCUUCACUCUUUCUGUUUUUUAAUAUCACAUUGGCUUCAGGUUAUGUUACUGCCAUCCAGAAAGCUCCUCUGAUUUACACUAGGGGGUGGUAGACUACCAACAACUCUCACCCAGUGUUCUUUCUGCAGUGCUCUGAAUGGCUGUACAGUUUUUCAAUCCCUACAGUGAAGGGCAACGGUUGUUGUCCUUUCACUGAUGAAUUUAGCGAUUUCGUUUCCAGGUUUAGCUUUCUAUUUAAAAAACAAACAAACAAGACAGAUGAUUUGUAAGUUCAGUCCUGAACAUCUUGUGGGUGUCAGUCUCUCUUUCUUCCUCUCUGAGAUCAUGUCAUGUUGUUGGUAGAUGGUUUUGUGGCCCAUCACCACUCUCCUAGAUACCCGUUUGUAUGAUAAUUGUCCAAUGUGAUUGUUAAACUGUGAGAAAGUUUAUAUUUAUUAUGACAAAUAAAGAUGAACCCUGUUUUUAACACUAGCCAACAUUUUUGAAAAUAAAUUUCUAUCAAUUUUUUUCACCCUCA